Hirsutella rhossiliensis is the source of this 885-nucleotide messenger RNA. Its product is annotated as NAD dependent epimerase/dehydratase family domain-containing protein. The coding region runs from base 1 to 885 and encodes 294 amino acids. The transcript has 3 exons. Gene Ontology annotation, biological process: L-threonine catabolic process. NCBI's taxonomy places the organism in Eukaryota, Fungi, Ascomycota, Sordariomycetes, Hypocreales, Ophiocordycipitaceae. Gene Ontology annotation, molecular function: L-threonine 3-dehydrogenase activity. The record is from RefSeq and is a predicted model, not a curated record.
AUGGAGAACGCAAAGAUACUGGUUACCGGCGCCAACGGUCAGUUAGGGACUGAGAUAUCGGCUGCACUAGCUGACCGAUACGGCUCACGAAACAUCAUCACGACCGAUAUCAUUCCCAAAGGUCGGAAUACCAGCAUUCAACACGAGGUGCUGGAUGUUAGCAAUGUUGCUCAGUUGCAAAACAUGGUCAGAAAGCACAAAAUCACACAAAUUUACCAUCUGGCUGCUACACUUUCCCUGGUGGCAGAAGAAGAUCCCGGCCGGGCCUGGAAAUUGAACUUCAACAGUCUUCUGAAUGUUCUCGAGACCGCCGCGCUAUUCGACUUGGAAAGAGGCCUGUGCAGGUGGUACUUUGAAAAGAAAGGCGUCGAUGUUCGCAGUAUUCGCUAUCCGGGCGUCAUCUCUUCCAAGGUUCUGCCAGGCGGCGGCACCACGGACUAUGCCGUCGACAUCUUCCAUUACGCCCUGCGGCGGGAGAAUUAUAUCUGCCCACUACAGCACAAUGAGCCCCUCCCAAUGAUAUAUAUAUCAGAUGCUGUUCGAGCCGCGCUUGAGUCGAUGGAGGCGGUUCCAGAACAAAUUACUGAGCGCGGAAGCUAUAACAUUGGAGGCUUCUCAUGCACCCCACAAUACUUCGAAAUCAUCUACCAGCCCGGUCCUCCGCAGAAGAUCGCAGGGGGAUGGCCCAACUCGAUUGACGACUCUCAGGCGCGCGACGACUGGAACUGGCACCCGGCCUUCGACCUGCCGAAGACGACACGGGAUAUGCUGGGUAAUCUAGCCAGAGAUUGGGCCGACGACCAUUCCGAUCAGACGACCGACUAUAUGAAAGUCGCCAAACUACAUGUACGCACCGAGUGUCGACAGUUCAUAGCCUUGGUCUAG